AUGGCAAGCUCUGUAUCAGAGGUAGUAUGGAUUACAACAUUAUUAAAGGAAUUAGGAUUUCCAGUUGAUUUUCCAGUGAUUGUACACAGUGAUAGUGAAACUGCUUUACAAAUCGCAGCAAAUCCAGUUUUCCAUGAAAGAACAAAGCAUAUAGAAAUUGAUUGUCACUUUAUUAGGCAAAAAAUUCUAGGACUUGUGAAGACAGAACAUGUGGACUCCAAACAUCAAUUAGCAAGCAUCGUGACAAAAGGCUUGGCAAGAGCUCAACAUGAAUUCCUAGUUAGCAAGCUAGGUGUGUUAAAUGUGUUUACACCACCUAGCUUGAGGGGGAGUGUUGAGAAUAGAGACUGUAUAGAUGCAGGCCUUCCUCAUCCACAUCCUUACCCUGAAGUUGUGGUUCAAGAUGUACAAAGGAAAGUGAACGAAUCAAUUUCCAGAAGAAAACUCUUGGACACCACAAUAAACACCCAAUGUCAAACAGGUAACCUAAUAGACGACUGCUGGCGCUGCGACCCAAACUGGUCCUACAACCGGCAGCGCCUGGCAGAUUGCGCCCUAGGCUUCGGUCAGGGCGCAAUGGGAGGUAAAAAUGGCAAAUACUACGUUGUUAACGAUCCCUCGGAUACGGACAACGUAAAUCCAGUUCCAGGAACACUAAGACAUGCUGUAAUCCAAGAUGAACCACUCUGGAUCACCUUCUCUGGAGACAUGAACAUAAGUUUGAAGCAUGAGCUCAUGUUUAACAGUUAUAAAACCGUCGAUGGACGUGGAGCAAACGUGCAGAUUACAGGCAAUGGUUGUAUAACAUUGGAGCAUAUAAGCAAUGUGAUUAUACACAACAUCCAUAUCUCCAAUUGUAUUCCAUCAGGGAGUACUGAAAUACGAACAACACCAUCGAACGUUGCACCUCGAGGAGGAUCAGAUGGCGAUGGGAUAACGAUAUCUAGAUCACAUAAUAUAUGGAUUGAUCAUUGUGCUUUAUCACAUUGUACUGAUGGCUUAAUUGAUGUUAUUAUGGGGUCAACUGGGAUUACUAUUUCGAAUAACUAUUUCACUGAUCAUGAUAAAGUUAUGCUAUUGGGACAUAAUGAUGGAUACUUGGCUGACGUUGGAAUGCAGGUGACGAUAGCAUUCAAUCAUUUUGGAGUGGGGCUAGUACAAAGAAUGCCAAGGUGUAGAAGAGGAUAUACACAUGUAGUGAACAAUGAUUUCACAGAAUGGCAAAUGUAUGCAAUUGGAGGAAGUGCUAAUCCUACUAUUAAUAGUCAGGGCAAUCGUUAUACUGCCCCCAAGGAUUCAAAUACUAAAGAGGUAACAAGGCGCAUGGAUGCGGACGAGGGAGAGUGGAAGGGAUGGAACUGGAGAACAGAUGGAGAUAUAAUGGUAAAUGGUGCAUUUUUUGUGGCAUCAGGUGAUGGAAAGACCAACCAAUAUGCCAAGGCGUCGAGCUUGGAGCCACAAUCCUCUGAUAAUAUUGAUCAACUCACUCUCAAUGCUGGUGUUUUUAAUGCAACAAGGGAUAAUAAUACUCCCCGAAACGGCGGCAUCAACAACCCCGGAACGACGUUAGGGAGAGGCACACCAGCAAAAUUAUCUAUAACCACUACUUAUUCUAUCUUCUUUUUCUCUCUUUUAAUUAUUUUAGUUUUGUAACCAUGGUGGAAAACUAAAAUUGCAACAAUUAUACCCUUAAUUACUAUAGCAUAUAUUGGGCUUUAUUAUUUGUUCCUUUAGGUAAACCAUCUUUUUUUAGGAAAGAAGAAUAUUGUUAUAUUUAUUCAAGAAAAGAAACAAAAGUUAUUAGAAAAAAUUGCAA
Molecule: messenger RNA, 1816 nt
Organism: Capsicum annuum
Lineage: Eukaryota; Viridiplantae; Streptophyta; Magnoliopsida; Solanales; Solanaceae
Product: probable pectate lyase 5
Exons: 6
Coding region: 1-1653 (550 amino acids)
Molecular function (GO): pectate lyase activity
Source: RefSeq, a predicted model, not a curated record